Peronospora matthiolae is the source of this 1908-nucleotide messenger RNA. The record is from the annotation of a GenBank genome assembly. Lineage: Eukaryota; Oomycota; Peronosporomycetes; Peronosporales; Peronosporaceae.
AUGGUCAAGCUCUACACCCCGUCGGUGCCCGACACGUCGAACAGGGCCAAGGUCCACCCCAUCGACAUUCUCAUUAUCGUCGCCGUCUUGUUAUUCACGAUGGUCGUCGCGGUCAUUGCGUCCGUUCAAGCUGGCGAGAGUCGCUUGACGAAAUGCUUUCCCUGUCUUCAACCUGCAAAAAAACGGCCUUUGCCAAAGCAUGCAAUGGCCGAGUCCCCUGGGGACAGCUACUUGGUUUCAGAGACCACGCCCUGCAAGAAACGACCACUGGGGGACGAGAGGGGGUCUACCAUCCCUCACGCCCAACCUUCCACCUCGCUCAUUGCACGUGACGGACGGGAGAAGCAAGUCAAUGAAAUGUCCAACUUCUUCUUAGCUGAUCGGGGCAUGCAGUGGUACUUUGUUGGGGGCGCUCUGUUCGCCAGCAAUAUCGGGGCUGAGCACUUUAUCGGAAUGGCUGGUGACGGAGCCCGUCGGGGUCUUGCAGUCGCAAUGUACGAGUGGUACGCAGCCAUCUUGAUCUUGUGCUUGGGCUGGAUCUUCUCUCCGAUCUACCGUCGCUCAGGUGUGUAUACGACACCGGAAUUUCUGGAAUACCGCUUUGGGGCCCCCUGUCGUCACUACUUGUCCCUCGUGACGGUCGUCAUGUACGUCUUGACAAAAAUGAGUGCCAGUAUCUACGGUGGCGCAAUCGUCUUCCAAGCUACGUUGGGCUGGAACCUCUACCUCGGUGCUGGUGCUUGCAUUACACUAAGCGCUUUGUACAGCAUUGCUGGAGGCCUUCGAGCUGUUAUGUACACGGAUCUGUUCCAAAUGUGUGUCUUCACUCUGGGUGGACUCGUGAUCUUUACGUACUCGGUCAACCAGAUUGGCGGCUUUCAAGGUAUUGAGGCCAACUUGGCGAACCAAGACCGCUCAGACUGGUUCCAUCUCUGGAAACCAACGGAUGACCCGGACUAUCCUUGGACAGGUAUGAUCUUUGGCCAACCGAUGGGAUCAAUCUGGUAUUGGUGCAUGGACCAAGAUCUGGUCCAGCGCGUGCUGUCUGCCAAAGACACGGCGAAUGCGAAAGCAGGCUGCUCGUUUGCUAGUAUGCUCAAGAUCCUUCCACCAUUUCUGAUCGUCAUCCCGGGCAUCAUUGCUAGUAUCUACUUUGACUUUAGCAAGAUUGAUAAUGGCACCGACGCUGCGUACCCGACCUUGCUCACGGAAAUGAUGCCGCAUGGUAUUAUUGGCCUGAUGAUUUCCAGCGUCAUCACUGCAAUGAUGUCGAGUUUGGCUUCCGUGUUUGCAGCAGGCUCGUCGGUUGUCACCAACGAUAUUUACCGACAGUUCCGACCAAAUGCUUCGACGAAGCAGCUCGUGUGGGUCGGCCGCAUGAGCAUUGUCGUCUUUGCCGUGCUGAGUUUCUGCUGGAUUCCGAUCAUGCGCAAUGGAACAGGUCUCUACGAACAGAUUGUUGAGAUUCAAAGCUACUUGACUCCACCCAUUGGGAUCGUGCUCGUGCUAGGUGUUACCUGGCAGCCUGCCAAUGUGUACGGCGCGUUUUCGGCUAUGGUUGUCGGUGGCCUGCUUGGUUUCUCACGUCUUAUCUUUGUGACGAUCAAAGAUGACAGCAUGGAUGGCGCAUUACCGGGAUUCCUGAACACAUUUUUCUACAUGAAUUUUCAGCACUUUGCUCUGUUGCUGUGGGUCACUGCCAUGAUUGUGUGCGUCGUGGUCAGUCUGCUAACGCAGGACAAGAGCUUGCCACCGGAAGUGGUCCGUAAGUACAUGAUUCACUGGGACAAGGUGCUGAAGCUAGACGUCACCGAAGUAGCCAAGCCCACGUGGGUAAAUGUGCUGGUUGCUGGUAGUGGCAUUGCCGCUCUUGCCAUCACGUUUUCCAUGUGGAUCUAUUUUGCUUGA